CUAAAGUAACUUCUGUACCAACAACAGAAGCAACCACUAUCACUGAAUCCACAACACAGGCUAGAACAACUACAGAAUCAACACGAUCGACAACAGCAGAAUCAACUGGAUUAAUAACCACCAUAGCUUCAAACACAACUGAGGAAACUCCAUCCACUACACCUACAACUGUACCACCAACUACAACUUUAAUAUUGGAUGUGACCCCUACCACUGAAUCCACAUCAGUAGAAUCAAUAAUAGCAGAAUCAACUGGAUUAACAAUUACCUUCGCUCUAAGCACAACUACAAUUAAAGGACCAACUACAGAGAAAACUACAUCAACUACACCUACAACUGUGCCACAAACUACAGCAGAAUCACUUGCAUUAACAAGAACCUUACCUCCAAGCACCACAACUGAAGCAUCCAUAAUUACAGAGGAAACUCCUUCAACUGCACUUACAACUUUGUCCCCUACUGCAAGUCAAAAAAUGAAAGUGACCUUGACUACUGAAUCGACAAUGGAGGUUGGAACAACCACAGAGCCAAGAACAGCAGAAGCAACACCAGCAGCAUCAAUAUCUCCAAAGAAAACUCCAUCACCUGGACCUACAACUCUGCCAAAAACAAUGACUCGAAUAAUGGAAGCAAUCACUACAACAGAAUUCACUACACAGGCUACUGUAACUCCACCACCAACUACAACACUGACAAUGGAACUGAGUACUAUGACUGAAUCCACAACACAGGCUACAAUAACCACAAAACCAGCAAAAGCAGAGUCAAAUAUAUUAAGAACCAACAUAGUACCAAGAAUCACAACUGAAUCGCAAACAACUACAAAGCAAUCUCCAUCAACUACACUUACAACUGUGACACAAACUACAAUUCAGACAAUGGAAGCAACCACUAAACCUGAUUUAACAAGACAUCCUCUAAUACCCACAGAAUCACCAACAGGAGAAUCAACUGCAUCUACAAUUAUUCUGGUUAUAAGCACUACACCUGAAGCUUUAACAAAUACAGAGGAAAACCAAACUACACCUACAAUCGUAUCAAAAAAAGAAGUGACCACUACAGUUGAUUCUACACGAGCUACAAUAACAACAGAACCAACAACAACAGAAUCAACUAUAUUAACAACCACCAUAGCACCAAUGACCACAAAUAAAGUAUCAACAACUACAGAGAAAACUCCAUCAACUACAACUGUACUACCAAAUAAAAUAAUAACAGUAGAAGUGAACACUACCACUGAGUCCACAACACAAGCUGCAACAACAUCAGAAAGAGCAAUUACAGGAACAAAAGAAGAGAACAGUAAGUCUGAAUACACAACAGAAUCAACUGAAUCAACUGAAAAAUCAAUUGAAUUAACAACCACUAUAGUUCCAAGCACAACUGAAGAAACUCCAUCAACUACACAUUCAACUGAACCAUCAACUACAACACUGGCAAUAGAAGGGACCACUAUCACUGAAUACACAACACAGGCUACAACAUCCACAGAACCAACAACAACAAAAAUGGAAUCAACUAGUUUAAUGACCACGACAGCUACAACCACUAUAACUGUAGUACCAGCAACUUCAGAGAAAACUCCAUCAAAUACACCUACAACUGUACCACCAACUAAAACACUAGAAGUGUUCACCACCACUGAAUCCAUAACACAGACUCUAACAGCAGCAGGUAGAACAAUUACAACAGAACAAGUGACCAGUAAGACAGAAUUCAUGACAGAAUCAACUGCAGCCACAACUACUCCUACCACCAGCACUGUAAUUGAAGAACACACAACUACAAAAAAACCUCCAACAAUUCCGCCUUCACUUUUAACACCAAACACAAAACAAUCCAGUACCACAGAAUCCACAAAACAGGCUACAACAACCACAGAAUUAACACUAUCAGAAACAACUACUCCAGCCCCCAGCAUUGAAGCUAAAGAACAAACAACUACUAAAGAAACACCAACAACCACAGUGACCACUAUAUUCACAAGACAGCCUACACAAACCACACAACCAAAAGAUUCAACUGUACCAGAAACUAUUUCCACUCCAACCACCACAAUGGAAGUACCAACAGCUACAGAGGAAACUCCAACAAAUACACCUACAAUUGUAACACUAAUGACAACACCAACAACCACAAAAGCUCAGAGAACAUAUAUAACUGUACCUGUACCAUCAGCAAUUAUAAUGACAGGAACAAAAAUAAACACUAUUACUGAGCCCACAACAGCAGUACCAACUACAUCUACAAUUAGUAAAGCUCUGAGCACUACAACUGAAGCACCAACAACUAGACCUUCAACUCCACCAAUGACCAGAUCUGUAUCUACAGCCACUCUUGAGCACACAUGGACAACAAAAACAACAACAGCAGAAUCAACUGAAUCUGAAAUUAUUCUGCUACCAAGGACUACAACUGAAGCACCAAUAACUACAGAGGGGGCACUAACAGCUACACUUGCAAAUGUAACAUCACCAACACAAGCAAAAACAGUUUCUUCAACUCUAUCCCCUUCAAUAGAAACACUAACAACUACAACUUUACCGUCAUUUACAAAACUGACAUGGGAACAUCCCUCUAGCUCUAAAUCUUCAACACAGAGUGCAACACUCACUGAAACAACAAAAGCAAAAACAACAUCAAUAAAUACUCUAGCUCCAAACACAACAACUGAAUCACCAACAAUUACAGAGGAAACACCAUCUACACCAACAACUCUACCACUAAUAACUAAAAAAUCAACACCUGAAGUAAGUGUUGCUACUAUGUCCACAACAUAUCAUACAGCAACCACAGAAACAACAACUGCAUCUACAACCACUCUGGCUCCAAAGAUUACAACUGAAGCAUCUACAACUACAGUGGAUACUCUAAAAACUACACCCACAUACAUAGCACAAAGAACUCUAACAUCAAAAACAGAAUUGACUACUGCAAUUUCAUCCUCUGCUCACCCAGUUGCACUAUCAACGAUAUAUUCAAAUGUUUCACAAACUUCUGUAACUUCAAGUAUUUCAAGUGAAACAGUAAAUGCAGAAUCUACUUUUUCACCUUUUACAGUAGAUCAAGGUAAUAGAAAUUUAACAUCAAAUACAACACAUAUAAUGCUAACUACUACAGGUUUCAGCUCCACAACAUUGGUGCCAGCAACUCCAGUGCCAACUCUAUCAACUACACCUAUAUCACCAGCAUCUACAACACCCAAGGAAGAUUUGACCAUUGCCACUGGUUCCACACAACGGCCUUUCACAAUUGCUAGACAUUCAAAUACAUCUGCUUUGCUAAAUUCACUAAUUAAAAGCACUACAGUUGGUGAAAUAACUCUAACAAAUUCACCUAUUACUGAAAUAAGUACAAUGGAAGCAAAUGCAGCUGAGAACACUGCAAUUUCAACCACAACUGUAACUACAUUAACUGAAGCUGCCACUUCAACCAAUACAUCAACAGCAGAAUCAACAAUCUAUAUGGGUUCUCCCAUCCUUACAACUUAUACAAUACCUCUCUCCAUAAAAGCUGUGGUUCAAACCAGGAUGAUGUUCAACUCUUCCACUCCCAUUCCCAGUGAGACCUUGGUCCAAAACGCAAUCACAGCUCUGUUGAGUUCUCAACUCACAAACAUCAGUGAUUCAAUAAAAGUCCUGAACUUCACCUAUGAGAAAAUUUCAGACAGUUCUUAUGCAGUCAUCUUCACAUUCAGCCUCAGUAACAUCAGUAUGCCAGAGAAACCUGACCUCAGCAACAACAUUGACACCCAAGUGCAGAGUUCCAUUAAUAAUGCUCUAAACACACUUUUGAAUGAACCUGGGCAAGACCGAUUUGAACCAAAGUCUUCUAACUUCACGAAUACAGGAAAACAGAUUGAAGGUUACAUGCAGUACAGUUUCCAAGAUGGAGACACUAAUGCACUGAUCAGCUUCCUCAAUAAGCUCCAGAAAGAAAGCGCAUUUUCUAGGACCAUUUCUCCAUCAACUUCAAGAGACCUGAUGGUGACUUCUGCAGCUGCUCCAAUAGUACAAUCUGGUUCAGCUGUGAUUGAGAUCACACUGGUGUUCAACUCCUUUAGUCCCACUCCCAGUGAGAGUUCGGUCCUCAGUGCCAUCACAUCUCUGUUGAGAUUCACAAAUCUCAGCGAUUCACUUAGUGUGCUGAACUUCACCUAUGAGAGUAUUUCAAACACCUCCUAUGCAGUCAUCUUCACAAUCAACAUCAACAACAUCAGCAUGCCAGAGAACCCUGAACUCAGGAAUGACACGUACACCCAAGUGGAGAACUCCAUCAAUAAUGCGCUAAACAAACUUCUCAAUGCACCUGGUGAAUUACCAUUUGCACCCAAGACCUCCAAUUUCACAAGUACAGGAAAACAGAUUGAAGGUGACAUGGAAUACAGCUUCCAAUAUGGAGAUGGUAAUGUACCAAUGGCUUUUCUCCGUGAGCUCCAGAACCAUAGUGGUUAUUUUACAUCCAUUCCUUCAUCAACUGCAAGAGUUCCAAUGUUGUCUUCUGUAGUGACUCCAAUAAUGAAAUCUGGUUCAGCUGUGGUUCAGAUUAGACUGGUGUUCAACUCCUUUACUCCCAGUCCCAGUGAGAGUUUGGUCCUCAGUACCAUCACAUCUCUGCUGAGUUCUCAAUUCACAAAUCUCAGUGAUUCACUAAGUGUGCUGAACUUCACCUAUGAGAGUAUUUCAGACGCCUCCUAUGCAGUCAUCUUCACAAUCAACAUCAACAACAUUAGCAUGCCAGAGAACCCUGAACUCAGGAAUGACACGUACACCCAAGUGGAGAACUCCAUCAAUAAUGCGCUAAACAAACUUCUCAAUGCACCUGGUGAAUUACCAUUUGCACCCAAGACCUCCAAUUUCACAAGUACAGGAAAACAGAUUGAAGGUGACAUGGAAUACAGCUUCCAAUAUGGAGAUGGUAAUGUACCAAUGGCUUUUCUCCGUGAGCUCCAGAACCAUAGUGGUUAUUUUACAUCCAUUCCUUCAUCAACUGCAACAAUUCCAAUGUUGUCUUCUGCAGUGACUCCAAUAAUGAAAUCUGGUUCAGCUGUGGUUCAGAUUAGACUGGUGUUCAACUCCUUUACUCCCAGUCCCAGUGAGAGUUUGGUCCUCAGUGCCAUCACAUCUCUGCUGAGUUCUCAAUUCACAAAUCUCAGUGAUUCACUAAGUGUGCUGAACUUCACCUAUGAGAGUAUUUCAGACACCUCCUAUGCAGUCAUUUUCACAAUCAACAUCAACAACAUCAGCAUGCCAGAGAACCCUGAACUCAGGAAUGACACGUACACCCAAGUGGAGAACUCCAUCAAUAAUGCGCUAAACAAACUUCUCAAUGCACCUGGUGAAUUACCAUUUGCACCCAAGACCUCCAAUUUCACAAGUACAGGAAAACAGAUUGAAGGUGACAUGGAAUACAUCUUCCAAUAUGGAGAUGGUAAUGUACCAAUGGCUUUUCUCCGUGAGCUCCAGAACCAUAGUGGUUAUUUUACAUCCAUUCCUUCAUCAACUGCAACAGUUCCAAUGUUGCCUUCUGCAGUGACUCCAAUAAUGAAAUCUGGUUCAGCUGUGGUUCAGAUUCGACUGGUGUUCAACUCCUUUACUCCCAGUCCCAGUGAGAGUUUGGUCCUCAGUACCAUCACAUCUCUGCUGAGUUCUCAAUUCACAAAUCUCAGUGAUUCACUAAGUGUGCUGAACUUCACCUAUGAGAGUAUUUCAGACACCUCCUAUGCAGUCAUCUUCACAAUCAACAUCAACAACAUCAGCAUGCCAGAGAACCCUGAACUCAGGAAUGACACGUACACCCAAGUGGAGAACUCCAUCAAUAAUGCGCUAAACAAACUUCUCAAUGCACCUGGUGAAUUACCAUUUGCACCCAAGACCUCCAAUUUCACAAGUACAGGAAAACAGAUUGAAGGUGACAUGGAAUACAGCUUCCAAUAUGGAGAUGGUAAUGUACCAAUGGCUUUUCUCCGUGAGCUCCAGAACCAUAGUGGUUAUUUUACAUCCAUUCCUUCAUCAACUGCAACAGUUCCAAUGUUGUCUUCUGCAGUGACUCCAAUAAUGAAAUCUGGUUCAGCUGUGGUUCAGAUUAGACUGGUGUUCAACUCCUUUACUCCCAGUCCCAGUGAGAGUUUGGUCCUCAGUACCAUCACAUCUCUGCUGAGUUCUCAAUUCACAAAUCUCAGUGAUUCACUAAGUGUGCUGAACUUCACCUAUGAGAGUAUUUCAGACGCCUCCUAUGCAGUCAUCUUCACAAUCAACAUCAACAACAUCAGCAUGCCAGAGAACCCUGAACUCAGGAAUGACACGUACACCCAAGUGGAGAACUCCAUCAAUAAUGCGCUAAACAAACUUCUCAAUGCACCUGGUGAAUUACCAUUUGCACCCAAGACCUCCAAUUUCACAAGUACAGGAAAACAGAUUGAAGGUGACAUGGAAUACAUCUUCCAAUAUGGAGAUGGUAAUGUACCAAUGGCUUUUCUCCGUGAGCUCCAGAACCAUAGUGGUUAUUUUACAUCCAUUCCUUCAUCAACUGCAACAGUUCCAAUGUUGCCUUCUGCAGUGACUCCAAUAAUGAAAUCUGGUUCAGCUGUGGUUCAGAUUAGACUGGUGUUCAACUCCUUUACUCCCAGUCCCAGUGAGAGUUUGGUCCUCAGUGCCAUCACAUCCCUGCUGAGUUCUCAAUUCACAAAUCUCAGUGAUUCACUAAGUUUGCUGAACUUCACCUAUGAGAGUAUUUCAGACGCCUCCUAUGCAGUCAUCUUCGCAAUCAACAUCAACAACAUUAGCAUGCCAGAGAACCCUGAACUCAGGAAUGACACGUACACCCAAGUGGAGAACUCCAUCAAUAAUGCGCUAACCACAUUUCUCAAUGCACCUGGUGCAGUGCCAUUUACACCAACAACCUCCAACUUCACGAGUUCAGAAAAACAAAUUCAAGGCAACAUUGAGUACAGCUUCCAAGAUGGAGAUACUAAUACACCAAUCAACUUCCUCAGUCAACUGAGGAUGAUAUCUGGUUCAGCUGUGGUUCAGCCCAGACUGGUGUUCAACUCCUCAUCUUUUGUUCCCAGUGGGAAUUUGCUCAUUAAUGCUAUCACAUCUCUGCUGAGUACUCGAAUCACAAAUUUCAGUGAUUCAGUAAAUGUACUGAACUUCACUUAUGAAAAUAUUUCAGACACCUCCUAUGCAGUCAUCUUCACAAUCAACAUCAAUAACAUCAGCAUGCCAGAGAACCCUGAACUCAGGAACGACACCUACAAUCAAGUGGAGAGCAUCAUCAAUAAUGUUCUUACCAUAAUCCUGGCUGAUCUGGUAAAUUCUACUUUGAUUCCUCAAAAAACCGACUUCAUGAGCAAAUUUGAUCAAAUUAUUGGGAACAUGCUGUACAAUUUCCAAGGUUUGACACUAUCCCCCACUGUGCAGAGCACUUCAUCGCCACCUCCAAUACUGGGGACUGUGCUGAUUUAUAUCCGUCUAGUGUUUAAGAACUUGACCAACAUACCAAGCGAGUCUGAUGUUAUCAAAGCUGCUAAUGCUCUGCUGGACUCAAGUGUCAGAUUAGCAUGGGAUACUAAAACAGUCAGAGUGUAUAAUCCUGUCAGCGUACAGAAUGUCACCUAUCAGAAAUUUAACAACAACUCAUACAUUAUUAGCUUUGGAUUUGGAAUUAGCAAUGUGAGCUUUGCUGUUAACACUGAACUACAGAAUGAAACAUAUAAUAUAAUCCAAGACACCAUCAAUGGCCUGCUUAACAGAAUUCUGAAUUCUCCAAAUUCUCAACAAUUUACCUUCCCAAGAGCAACCUUUAUGAGUAACUCGACCACGAUUAUGGCUGAUUCAGAAUUUGUUAUUUCAGGAAGUUUUUUCAGCAGUUUUGUACCAAGUGGAUUUCUUGCUCAGAUAUUCUUAGUUAGUGGUGUGAGUUACCCAACCCCCCCAGCACCCACAACCCCUGGGAUUGAGCCCACUAAGGGAGGGUUUCCAAGUUGGGCACUUGCCAUCAUUAUCCCCUGCAGUGCAGCCAUUAUUCUCAUACCAUGCUGGAUUAUACUCUGUUGUCUGCUAUGUGGCUGCUGUGCUGCCUUAAGGAGACGCUACAGUCGAAGAAGAUCCUACAAUGUCCAAUACACAACACGGAAUGGACUCUUUUAAAAACAUACUGAAAGCAAACAUAGUUCCUCCCCAAAAAAAUCCCCCCAAAAAAUUGCUGAAAAAAGUUUGGAAAUAUUUUAUUUGAUAUAAAGAACAGAAUAUCACUUAUAUAAUUAACUGAUUCAUACUUUCCAUUUUAAUUAAUUAUUUCUGUCACAAUAUCAAUACAUUUCUCAAAUCUUCAUAAGCAAAUAUUAUAUGUAAAUGUAUAUUGUACUAAGCUGAA
Messenger RNA from Neoarius graeffei (lesser salmon catfish), 8376 nucleotides. RefSeq names its product mucin-2. The coding region runs from base 474 to 8150 and encodes 2558 amino acids. The transcript is spliced from 45 exons. The record is from RefSeq and is a predicted model, not a curated record. NCBI's taxonomy places the organism in Eukaryota, Metazoa, Chordata, Actinopteri, Siluriformes, Ariidae.